ACGAAACAAACCAAAAGGAGGAAUCCACAAGGCAACGACCGGCUCCAGGAGCCCAGAUUCCUCCGCGACCACAGAGGGCGCAGAGCCGACGCUGGACUCCCAGCGCGGCCGGAGCCGCUCGUCUCUAUGAUUCCGGGACGCGAGGGUCGCUCUAGCGCGCUGCCUGCUCUCGUCUCGUUGGUUCCGACCCCCGCAGGGCCCUAUGUUGUGUUUACAGGGCGCUGGUUAGAAGGUCCUCCCCAUGGGGCUGCCCCGUGGGUGCCUGAAAGUACUUGUCACACUCCACGCUCACCGGACUCUCAGACCCACAAAGGACCCUGAAGGCCCGUAGAAGGAGGGCACUUCAAUAGUUCAGCUUUUGUAUAGAUAAUUUUUUUUUUUUUGUACGGCGCAAGUUGGGCACUUCAAGACUUGGGGAGGGGAGAGAAAGAGAUGCGGAAGAGAGGGACUGCGGCUGCGCAGACAGACCCAACCCGCCGGCACUUCCCCGUAGCUUUUCCCAGGCGUCCUCGCGUCUCCAAGGCGACGGGGGCGGAGCCUGCGGAAGGCGCGGGAAGUCAGCGGUACUAGGAGGGGAGCGGGAGUCCUCGCGGCCGGGCGACUCCCUCCAUCUCUCCCUCCUUGCCUCCCUCACCUCAGGCCUGGCUGAGCCGGGCCCGGCCUCAGACACCUCGUCCCCGCAGUGGCAGCCCUCCCGGUCCUUUCGGCUGGAGGACAACGGGCCCAGCGUCGGCUUUAGCCCCAGCCCCCAAUCCCUAGCCCGGGGUAGGAGAGGAGGGAGACUCCUCCCCUCAGAACCCCCCCCAUCGGCCGGAGGGAGCCGUCUGCGCCUGCGCGGGCCUGGCGCCUGCGCCCUGGGUCUACCCCGGCUUGCUGGGUGAUCUGGCAGUGUUCGUUGGCUUUUUGUGAUCCACGCGCCCCCUUCCGUCACUUGUCUAGUUGUGUGUGGAAUCAUUUGUGGCUAAGCGGAUGCUAACCGGGCCUCUGUUCAAGGGCUUGGAAUUUCAAACAGCCUAGAAUAAGAUAAGUCAUCAGCCCUAUCUAGCGUGUCCUCUGCGGCGGGGACCUGAGAAUGUGUGGUCCAGGGAUGCCCGGAGAGGGCAGAGUUGGCCCCUGUGCUUUCUUUCUGCAGGUCUCUCACACAGCUGAAAGAAGUCACGAACCGAACCUGUGGUGAGCUCUCUGGGGGCAGAUGCUAAGAUGGAGGGCGAUUUGGAUUUCAGCCAAAGAGGAACCAAAGUGACCCUGGGGACCAAGGCCAAGGCCAGGUCUUUGAAGAAAGACGCAGCUGGGACGCAGCAGCCUCCGAAGGGCCCGAGGAGCAAAGUGCCCUCCAUCUCUUGGCGGCGGACACCAGGUAAAGGGCAUCCGCUUCCGUACGCCUGGAACCGUGGGGGCCGCUUAAGAGAAUUGCGCAGCAGAUGUCUGGCCAGAAAGUUCUUCCUCUUGUGGGCGCAGCAGACCUUCGGAAGAGUCCUGCCCUCGAGAGCCAGGCACCACUAUGAGACGAGGCUCCUGCAAAGAACCUUCGAGGCCUGGAGAGAAGAGUGGUGGGUCGUCCGGCGAGAGUGGAAGCUUGGGGUCCGAGCAGACUGCCACUACAGAUAUUCCUUGUACAACCUGAUGUUCCAAGCCUGGCAGACCUACGUCCGUCAGCGACGGGACAAGAAGAGCAAAUACCGCAGAGCAGAGGACCACGCGGCCAAGCAGAAACUGUGGCUGGCCUGGAAACGCUGGCUCAUCUAUGUCGAUGUUCGCCGGACCAAACGUGACAUGUACACUGUGGCGCAGGAAUUCAGGCAGCAGAGUAUUCUCCGAGUGCCUUGGAGAGUGUGGAGGCGGCAGGUGCGGAAGAGCCACGUGGGCCGCUUGAUGGAUGCUGUGGCCCUGCAGCACUGGGGCACCAGCCUGCAAUUCUGGGCCUGGUCUCAAUGGCAGGAGCAGUUCCUGCAUAUCCAGAUCAUUAGGAAGAAGGAAACCGAGGCAGUAAGGCACUGCAUGCGCCAAGAACAGCGGAGGGCCCUGACGGCGUGGAGGGGCUACCUGCAGGGCCGCAGAGAGAGGCAACACCAGGCGCAGCUGGCUGGACAAUUCCACUGUGCCGUCAUGGUCCGCACCAGCUUCUUGGUCUGGCGGGUGGCCUGGCAGCAGAGGAAGCUCCUUCAUGCACACCAGGCCCGGAUUGAGGCGCUGGCGGCCCGGAUCACCCUGCGGCAGGCCUUUGAGCGCUGGAAACGCUACAUGCUGAUUUCUGCUGAGGACGCUGCCUUCCAGGACAUGGCCGAGAAGCACCAUCGGCAGCGGCUGGUGCUCAGCUGUUUCAGGGCCCUGAAGGACAACGUGAAGAAUUCCCGUCGGCACCGCUUAAGGAAGAAUCUGGCUCACGGGCAGUACCAGGCCAUGCUUUUGCAGAGGUUCUGGCGCCGCUGGUGUGCUCGAGCUGAAUGGAGAGAGAAUGAGAGGUGGCUGCCCCAGCUCCUCUGUGCCCACGUCCACUUCAGGGAAGCCCUAUUACAUAAGUGCCUCCGGCUGUGGUCACAGAAGGCCCAGGAGAGCAGACGCAAACAGAUGCAGUCCGCCAAAGCGGAACACCACUACCGGAGCAGAAACCUCUCCAUCCUCUUUGAGGCCUGGAAAAGCUUCAGCCGCCAGCGGCGGGAGCAGAGGAUGAGGCGGGUGGAGGCUUCCAACUUUCACAGGGAGUUGGUGACAAGACGGGCGUUUGAUAUGUGGUGGCAGAAGAUGUGUCUUCAGCGAGAGACCCGAUUGUCUGAGAGAACAGCCAUCCUCCAUGCUGAGUGGCGGGUGCUCCGGCAGUACUGGUCCACAUGGCGCUGGCGGGCGGCCGAGCUUUCUGUGGAAAGAGGGGGCCAGGCCACAGCAUGUGCCCAUUACCGCCAUAGACAGCUGCGGAAGACUUUCUGGAUCUGGAAGGAAAACCUUCAGGCCCUCCAAGCCCAGCAGGCCGGGGAGAUGAGGGCUGCAGUGUUCAACUCGGGUCUGCUUCUACGUUUGACCUGGAGCAAAUGGCGAGAGUACAUGGCCCUGCAGAACGUGAAGUGGCAGAAGGCGGCUCGUGCCGAUCGCCAUUACCAUCAGGUGCUGCUGCGCAGGGCCUUGGCCGCAUGGAUGAUUUAUCAGGGCAGGGUCAAAGCCAUCCUGCGCCAGGUGGCAGAGAGGGAAGAUCAGCAUCACCGGGAGCUAUUGUGGUGGGUGUUUCGUCGCUGGAGGGAAAACACUGCAGCCCAGACGGAGGAGGCCAGGAAGACACUGCGGGCUGAGGAGCAUUACAGGAGAGCCAUCCUUUGGAAGGUGGCCAUCCACUGGAGGGACACAGCAUCGCUGAGGAUACGCUCCCGGCAGCAGAAAGAUGUGGCCGCCACGGAGGCCAGGGAGCGGUGGGAGCGAGGUCGUCUCCGAGCCUCGUUUCAGCACUGGCGGGAGUGUGGCCGGAGGGCUUCCCUGCAUAGAGCCCAGCUGUGGCGGGCUGCGCAGCACCAUGGGAGGAGGCUGCUGAAGACCUGCAUGGCCCGCUGGAAGAAGUACCACGUGGCGUGUAUCCGGAAGAUGCUCCUGCAGAGGCAGAGUGUCCAGCUGAUGGCUCAGAGACUCCGCCGCUCCUCCUUCUCCACGUGGAAGCGCCAGCUUGGGGAGAAGCAGCGGGAGCAGCAUGCCACCGUUCGGGCUCUCUGGCUUUGGUCCUUCACGCUGCAGGGAAAGGUUUGGGAUGCGUGGCUGGGAUUUGUGCUGGAGCGGAGGAGGAAGAAAGCCCGGCUAGAGCGGGCCGCGCUGGCCUACCACGGCAGCCUGCUUCACGAGGGCGUCACCCGCCUCCUGACGUUCAUGGCUGGCAUGAAGAGCUUCCGUGGGCAUUUCCACGCCCAGCGACAGGCCCAGGUGGCCCGCAAUCUGCACCAGGUUGUACAUCGGUGUGCCACACGCUGGAAGCGCAAGGCCUUGGCCAAGGACAGAGCUGCCUCCUGGAAGAGAGUGACGUUCGAGGUCCCCGUUACCGAUGCCCCCUCUGCUGCCACUGGGGAAGCUGCUGUGGAUGUGGAACAGUCAAGAGCGCCUCAGCGGCCCAGCAAGCCCUGGGGCUGGCCCCUUCAGCUGGCUUCUGGAGACCCCUACCUCCCUGACCUGAACGUCGUCCGGCCCAUAAGGAAGCAGCCUCGUUGUCCCAGCUUCCUUCUGGACUCUCUGGAGAAGGAAGGCACUGCUGGGCGCCUGUGUCCUGGGCUUUUGGCAGAAACAGCUGUGCCCCUCCUCCCUGCCCAGCCUGGCCCCUCUGCCACUCUGGCGGCACCAGGACCCAGCAUCAGGCCCUGGGCAGACUCCAGGAGCCUCCCAAAGCCUCGUGGCCACAGGCCCCUCCACACCGAGGCCACUCCGCCUCCCCUCUCCUCCAUAGCCGGUGACCGAGACCCGAUACAAAAUACCCCCUCAUUUGACGAGCCCUGGAGGGCUAGGGAUUCAUCUGGAGCUGCGGCUCUGACUCCGCAUGCAGUGUGCCCUGUGUCAGAGCUUCCCUUCACCCUUGCCCUAGGAGGGCGGCACCAGGGUCCUGCUUCCCCACCCUUUGCCCCCAGCCCCCAGAGAGGGCGGUCACCUUGUGUCCUCGCCUUCCAGCCCGCCGUUGGGAUAGCUCCCCCUGAGCUGGGGCCCCGAGAGCCCGCGGCUGUUGCGGAGACAGAGUGUCCCCAGCCUGGUGGCCACCUGCUUCUUCCCGAGGACUUCCUAGGGAGCAAGGGGAGGCCCAGUCUGGGCCUGGGAGCUUCAGGGGGCGUGCAGGCUGACAUAGGCGGAAGGGUGCUGGGCAUCCUGGGAGACGGCGGUGAGCUGGAGGCCGAGCUGGAGGAGAUCCAGGAGAAAUUGUUCAGUUACCAGGCCAACAAGCAGAGCCUCAGGUCCUGGCAGAGGCAGGCGAGCAGCCUAAGGAGGUGGUUAGCGCUGAGCACGGAGGACCCCAGACCAGAGGAGGAGGAAGCAGGACGGCAGGUUCGGCAGGAACUUCACCAGGUGGAGAAGCAGAUUGCCCAUCUGACGGAGGAGCUGCGAGCUGAGCGGCAGCAGGUGCAGCGGUACGUGGCCCGCAUCCAGGUCCUGAGGGUCGCCUUCUCCUAGCUCCAGGUGCUCCUGGGAGCUCCUACAGCACGAGCCUCUCCCUUUCCCCUCCUCCCUCCGCUCUCCAGCAA
This is a messenger RNA of Phascolarctos cinereus (koala), 5195 nucleotides long. Lineage: Eukaryota; Metazoa; Chordata; Mammalia; Diprotodontia; Phascolarctidae. The record is from RefSeq and is a predicted model, not a curated record.